Molecule: messenger RNA, 4218 nt
Organism: Menidia menidia (Atlantic silverside)
Lineage: Eukaryota; Metazoa; Chordata; Actinopteri; Atheriniformes; Atherinopsidae
Source: the annotation of a GenBank genome assembly
AUGAACAGGCAGACGAUGUCCCGCUUGCCAGUCAUGACAAGCAAAAGGGUUCUAACGAGCAGCAGCUCCGAGAAUUCCCAGGAUUCAGCGCCUGCUCAGAAGAGGAUGCGUAAAGACCAAGAGAUGCACAAAUCUCAUGUGGCAGCCACAGUUAUCGGAGACAAGCGACCUGCUGUUUCAUCUGCCAGGGCACCAAUUUCCAAGCCCGUCAGAAAUGCCGGAGCUGCAACUGUGGCCUUUGGUCCAUCCAGAGGUGUUCAGAAGCAGGCUGCAGCAUCAACUGCUCCCAGAGGAGGCAACAUCAAACAACCUGUUGGUGCAAAAACAACCACUGGGACCGCGGCCACCCGGCGGCAGCCCUGGGACUUAAAAGGCAAAGUCACUGACAUGGAGGGAAAGCUCCGCAACUACCAGACGAAGGUCAAAUCUGUUAAUGAGGAGAACGAGCUGCUGAAAGGCUCGGUGGCCCAGAGUCAGACCCACCUGUCGGAGCUGGAGCGGGAGGUGAGCAGACAGAGGAGCCGGAUCAGCGAUUAUGAGCUGAAGCUGCAGGCUCUGUCCGGAGUCCGAGAGGAGCUGGAGAAAGUGUCGAGCGACAAGAGCUCUCUCCAGAAGGAGCUCUCCAAUCUAGAGGGGAAAUACAAAGUAAUGGAGACUCUGAGAGACAGCCAGGAGACGGAGCUGCAGACCCUGAAGAUGAAGCUGUCGGUGCAGGAAUCGACGCUGGCCCGGCUGCAGGCCACCCUCAGAGACACGGAGGAGGACGUGCGCAACCUCAAAGAAACUGCUGCCCAGCAGAGGGACGAGCUUCACGCCGGAGAGAUGGAGCGCAGACUGGUGGACGGAAGCCAGAGUAAGCACAUCCAGCUCCCGACCAGUGACGACAAGUCCAUCAUUUUGGCCAAAACGGAGGAGUCUCACACCGGCAAAACUGCAGACACCCACAAGAAUUACAAUUUCAGCUUUGACCGGGUGUUUGGGCCGCAGGGUUCACAGCAGGAGAUCUUUGAGGAGAUCUCCCUGCUGGUGCAGUCGGCGCUGGACGGCUACAACGUGUGCUGCUUUGCGUACGGUCAGACGGGCAGCGGGAAGACGUACACCAUGGAGGGGGAGGAGUUCGACGAGGCCAGGGGCGUCAUUCCCAGAGCUGUGCAGCAGGUCUUCAGAGCCGGCGAGAAGCUGGGAGCCCAAGGCUGGGAGUUCACCUUCACGGCCAGCUUUGUUGAAAUUUACAACGAAACCCUGCGGGACCUCCUGUACACCGGCAAGGCCAGCAAGCGGCCGGAGCACGAGAUCCGAAAGGCAGCCAACAACGAGGUGACCAUCACCAACCUCACCUACGAAAAGGUUUACACGGAGGACCAGGUUCUGGGUCUGAUCGCUCUGGCCAAGCAGAACCGCUCCACCGCCCAGACGGCCCAGAAUGACCGCUCCUCUCGCUCCCACUCAGUCUUCCAGCUGCACAUCGAGGGCGUGAACGCUGGCAGAGAUGUCAGGUGCAAGUCCGCUCUUUGCCUGGUGGACCUGGCUGGCAGCGAGCGGAUGGUGAAGAGCCAGUCUCAGGGGGAGCGCUUCAAAGAGAUGACCGCCAUCAACAGCUCCCUGUCCAACCUGGGCAUCGUCAUCACUGCGCUGGCCAACAAGGAGAGCCACGUUCCAUACAGGAACUCCAAACUCACCUACCUGCUGCAGGGCUGCCUGGGAGGAAACAGCAAAACCCUGAUGUUUGUGAACAUUUCUCCAGAGCCCGACAGCUUUGGGGAAACUCUCAACUCACUGAGGUUUGCCAGCAAGGUCAACGACUGUGUGAUUGGAACUGCGAGUUCCAACAAGAAUCUGGCUCCUCCGUCUGGAUCCGCCUUAAAGGCGACGCGUGUCUGUCUGGAGCUGCACACAUCUGAUGGUUCCUCAAAAUGCUGCUCAAACUUCAGGCCGUGGCCCACGCGGCGGGACAGACUGCCUUCGGCCCCCCCGCGGACUGGACCUCUGACCGCUGCAGGCUCCACUGAAACGAUGCAGUCUCUGUGUGUGGAGGUGGGGAGCAGCAGUGGGCCCGCUGGCCCCGGGGGCCCCGGGGGCCCGGUGGUCCAGGUCAGCUUCCCCGCCGCCCAGAGCGCGGUGCUGGACAGCCUGAACCGGCAGAGGGAGGACGGCCGGCUCUGCGACCUCUCCAUCCACGUCCAGGGCCACCAGUUCAAGGCCCACCGCUGCGUGCUGGCCGCCUCCUCGCCCUACUUCCACGACCAGGUCCUGCUGAAGGACAUGUCCACCGUGUGCAUCCCGGCGCUGAUGGACCCGCUGGCCUUUGAGGGCGUGCUGCGCUGCGCCUACACCGGCCGGCUGCAGAUGCUGCGCGACGACAUCGUCAACUACCUGACGGUGGGCAGCGUGCUGCAGAUGUGGCACAUCGUGGACAAGUGCACCGAGCUGCUGAAGGAGGGCCGGGCGGCGGCGGCGGCGGCCCAGGGGGCGGGUGGCGCCGGUGGGGGGGGGGGGGGGCGCGGGGGACGCCUGGGGGGGGGCCGGCGGCUCGGCCACCCCCGGGUCAGUAGCAGCGGGGAGGGGGGGGCCGAGGGGGGGGCCGAGGGCGGGGCCGGCGGCGUCCCCGUCCAGGCGUCCGGCGAGCCGGCGCGGGCCCCGCCCCCCCCCAGCCGCCCGCCGGUCAGCGAGAGCCAGUCCCCCAGCAGCACCAACUACUUCAGCCCCAGAGACGGCAGCGGCUUCGGGGGGGGCGGGGCGGCGGCGGCGGGCGGGGCGGCGGCCGACGGGGGCGGGGCCAGCAACACCCCCAGCUACUGCACACCCUCGGGGGGGGAGGAGGCCUUCCUCAUCGAGGAGGAGGAGGAGGAGGAGGCGGAGGAGGAAGAGGAGGAGGUGGUGAUGUACCAGCGGAGGAAGAGGGGGAGGGGGGGAGGAGGGGGGAGGAGGAAGAGGGGGGGCUGCCUGUCGGAGCGGGAGGUGGGCGUCAGCGACAGCUUCGGGGUGUCGUCCUACCAGGACGGGGAGGACGCCGCCACCCCCCCCCAGAAGCGUCCGGCCUACAGCCAGCCCAGCAUCAUGCCCCGCAAGCAGUGGGUGGUGGUGAAGACGGAGCGCAGCGAGGAGGACGACCUCAUCCUGGUGUCGGGGGAGGAGGGGGGCGAGGAAGAGGAGGAGGAGGAGGAGGAGGAGGACCGGGACCCAGAGGUGGAGCUGGCCCGGGGGAGGGGGGGCAGCUUCAGCAUCUCCAACGUCCGGAGCCUCUCGGCCGAGCUGGGCGUGCGGGCCGACGGCGAGCUGGACUCACAGGUGGACUUCUGCCAGUCCUCGGAGGACUACCUGAAGUUCGAGGGCAGCCUGAUGGAGCAGACCUUGGUCCAGCACCUGCAGGACGGCGCCGGCGUCCAGAGCCAGAGCGCCGGCCGGGCCGUGUCGGCGCUGCUGGGCCAGGUCCAGUCCGCCUCGGCCUCUCGGGCCCAGCUCUUCCCGCUGGACAUGCAGGGGAACCAGAUCCUGCUGUACGGCCAGGGCUCCGGCCUCCCGCUGGACGCCGGCGCCGCGCCCCCCCUGGGGAUGGCGGCCGCCGGCCUGGGGGGCGCCUCCUUCAGAGGGCCCGGCCCGGAGCACGGCGCCGUCCACCUGCAGGCCGGUUUGGGCGCCGACGGCUCGGAGGGCGCCGGCAUGGGGGGCGGCGCUCCUGGCGGCCUGGGCGGCGCCGCCGGUGGCGGGGGGGCGGCGGCCAAGGUGUUCAUGUGCCACUGCGGGAAAACCUUCACGCACAAAAGCAUGCGGGACCGGCACAUCAACAUGCACCUGGACCUGCGGCCCUUCCACUGCCCCGUCUGCGCCAAGAAUUCAUGUGGAGGGACAGCUUCAUGCGCCACCGCGCGCACUGCGAGAGGCGGGGGGGGGGGGGGGGGGGGGGCGGGCGGGGGGGGGGGGGGGCCGCGGGCCGGCGGCGGCGGCGGCGAGGACGGGCUGGACCUGAUGGCAGCGCCCCACCUGAUGCUGUCUGCAGGGGAGGGGGGAGGAGGAGGAGGGGGAGGAGGGGGGACGGCGGCGCGGGGGGGGCCUGGCGCAGGAGGCGGCGGCGUGGCGGCGGGGGACCUGGCGGGGGGCGCCCCCCUCAGCCCCGGGCAGGAGCAGGGCGGCGGGGGCUUCGGGGGGCUGGGGGUGGCGCGGGGGGGCUGCCAGGAGGACGUGUGCGAGGUGAGCGCCGACGAGAGCAGCCUGGCCUAA